AUGUUCACUCGUUUCUCCUCCCUCUCCCUCCUCGCAGGUCUCGCGAGCGUCUGCAUCGCCACCCCGGCGUCUAGCGCCGCGCAUCUCGUGCAACGUGACCUCCCACCGGGGCUCCCCGAUGCGUGCUACUGCAGCGGGCCAGGCUGCCAAUACGGGAUCAUCAGUCAACCGUACAAUGUCACGACCUCGAAGAUCUACGCCCCUGACGGUACCGAACAGAAGAACACAGCUUCCCCUGGCGAUACGGUGGUAUUCUCGUGGGAGCCUCUGCCGUGCUUUCCCAAUAACACGCUGGCAGUUGGAAUUGUGGCGCAGGGUUCCAAGGUCGGCUCGCUUUAUUCCGCGGACAACGGCCUCGCCGGACCUGUCCUCUUCAACCUCGGCGGACGGAACGAAUCUGCCAAUGGGACAUACGUGUUCAAUGGUAUUGGGAUGACCCAGGGAGGCCAAUACCAGGCUACGCUCUUUAAAUACAACACUACCACCGGAGCUGCGACCGGAAUCAUAGGCGUCGACUUCACCUGGGAGGCCUAG
Messenger RNA from Gloeophyllum trabeum ATCC 11539, 534 nucleotides. RefSeq lists its product as uncharacterized. The transcript has 3 exons. Bases 1 to 534 code for a protein of 177 amino acids. NCBI's taxonomy places the organism in Eukaryota, Fungi, Basidiomycota, Agaricomycetes, Gloeophyllales, Gloeophyllaceae. The record is from RefSeq and is a predicted model, not a curated record.